This is a messenger RNA of Otolemur garnettii (small-eared galago), 2779 nucleotides long. It is a transcript of the gene NECTIN1, whose product is annotated as nectin cell adhesion molecule 1. The record is from RefSeq and is a predicted model, not a curated record. Lineage: Eukaryota; Metazoa; Chordata; Mammalia; Primates; Galagidae. The transcript has 6 exons. Gene Ontology annotation, cellular component: adherens junction. The coding region runs from base 6 to 1556 and encodes 516 amino acids. Gene Ontology annotation, biological process: heterophilic cell-cell adhesion; homophilic cell-cell adhesion; protein localization to cell junction.
CCCCGAUGGCUCGGAUGGGGCUUGCGGGCGCCGCUGGACGCUGGUGGGGACUAGCUCUCGGCUUGACUGCAUUCUUCCUCCCAGGCGCCCACACCCAGGUGGUCCAGGUGAAUGACUCUAUGUACGGCUUCAUCGGCACAGAUGUGGUGCUGCACUGCAACUUUGCCAACCCACUGCCCAGUGUGAAGAUCACCCAGGUCACAUGGCAGAAGGCCACCAAUGGCUCCAAGCAGAACGUGGCCAUCUACAACCCAGCCAUGGGCGUCUCCGUGCUGGUUCCCUACCGCGAGCGCGUGGAGUUCCUACGGCCCUCCUUCACCGAUGGCACCAUCCGCCUCUCCCGCCUGGAGCUGGAGGAUGAGGGUGUCUACAUCUGCGAGUUUGCCACCUUCCCCACGGGCAACCGUGAGAGCCAGCUCAAUCUCACUGUGAUGGCCAAACCCACCAACUGGGUAGAGGGCACCCAGGCAGUGCUUCGAGCCAAGAGAGGGCAGGGUGAUAAGGUCCUGGUGGCCACCUGCACCUCGGCCAAUGGAAAGCCUCCCAGUGUGGUGUCCUGGGAAACACGGCUGAAGGGCGAGGCGGAAUACCAGGAGAUCAGGAACCCCAAUGGCACAGUGACAGUCAUCAGCCGUUACCGCCUGGUGCCCAGCAGGGAGGCCCACCAGCAGUCCCUGGCCUGCAUCGUCAACUACCACACGGACCGCUUCAAGGAGAGCCUCACUCUCAACGUGCAGUAUGAACCCGAGGUGACUAUUGAGGGAUUUGAUGGCAACUGGUACCUGCAGCGGAUGGAUGUGAAGCUCACGUGCAAAGCUGAUGCUAACCCACCGGCCACCGAGUACCACUGGACCACGCUGAAUGGCUCUCUCCCCAAGGGCGUGGAAGCCCAGAACAGAACCCUCUUCUUCAAAGGACCCAUCAACUAUAGCCUGGCAGGAACUUACAUCUGUGAGGCCACCAACCCCAUUGGCACCCGCUCGGGCCAGGUGGAGGUCAAUAUCACAGAAUUCCCCUACACCCCGUCUCCUCCCGAACCUGGGCGGCGCGCUGGGCCGGUGCCCACGGCCAUCAUUGGGGGCGUGGCGGGGAGCGUCCUGCUGGUGCUGAUUGUGGUCGGCGGGAUCGUGGUGGCCCUACGCCGGCGCCGGCACACCUUCAAGGGUGACUACAGCACCAAGAAGCACGUGUAUGGCAACGGCUACAGCAAGGCGGGCAUCCCCCAGCACCACCCGCCCAUGGCGCAGAACCUGCAGUACCCGGAUGACUCGGACGAUGAGAAAAAGGCCGGCCCGCUGGGUGGGAGCAGCUACGAGGAGGAAGAAGAGGAGGAAGGCAGCGGAGGGGGCGAACGCAAGGUGGGGGGCCCCCACCCCAAGUACGACAAGGACACUAAGCCCCCCUACUUCACCGUGGAUGAGGCAGAGGCCCGUCAGGAUGGCUAUGGGGACCGGACUCUGGGCUACCCGUACGACCCCGAGCAGCUGGACUUGGCUGAGAACAUGGUUUCUCAGAACGACGGGUCUUUCAUUUCCAAGAAGGAGUGGUACGUCUAGCCCCCCCUUCUAGAGCUUCUGUCUGUGCCCACUUCUCCCCAGCCCCUGCCUGCCCGCACGCCCCCUGCCCACCCUCUCCAGGAGCUCAGCAGAGACUCACCCAGCUGCACAAAGCCAGACCCAAACCCGGGGGCCAGGGGAGCCCAGGGCAGAGGCGACUUGGCUUUGUUUUUUAUUUCCUCCCUCUCCCUGCCCUUCCCUGUGGUGUUGUGUUCAACUGUGGCUCUAGUGUUGCUGUACCCUCCCUUAACCGGCCCCACCCGCCUGCCCUUCGUGUAGGGAGCCCUGUUCUUGUCCUGUGUACCUGGGUGUCCCUCCAGGGUUUGGGGAACUAGCCUCCCCUGGCCCCCAACACUGGAAUUUGUUUGCGUUCUCUUCAUUGCGGGUGGAGGGCUGCAGGGGCUCCAGAGGAGAAGCCCUGCCCCACCCCCAGAUGCUGCUCCUCCUCCACUGAAAGGGAGAGGGACCGCUACCCCCAGGGGAGCUGCCCUGGCUGGGAGUUUGGACCCCAAUCUAGACAGCCAGUGCACCUGAGAAGUAGGAAAGGGGGGGUGGCUUCUCCCAAGCACCCAGAGGAGUCUUGUUUGUUAAGUGGAGCCUUGGGCAGGGUUUUCCUGGUGAGGUUGGUUUUACAUUUUUUUUCCUCAUUGGCCUACAGAGGAUGGAGUUGGCCCAGCUCUGAUCGCCCCUCCUCUACCCUGUCUGCUCCCCACACAGUGGGGCUCCAGGUGGAUGCUGGCCCCCACUUCCAUGCCUCUGCCAACACACACACACAUGCACACCUGCACACACACUGCUCCUCUCCGCCCCGCUCUCCCCUGGGGCCACACACCCUAUCCAGUGUGGACACUGUCCACAGCCCACCCCUCUCUGCCCUGCCUCUCCCCCCUUACCAGCUGAGGAUGGGGGCUGCCUGUAGAAGCUUCCAGAGUCAGCUGAUACUAGGCACCCCGGUGCCUCCACCAUAGAAUCUCAGACCAGCCCCAGACGACUUCUUACAACACAGAAGUUGCUGAUUUCCCCCUUAUCUAUCAAGUGUUGGCCACUCUUGGCUCUCAGAUAGUCAGAGCUGGGAUCCCAGAAGGGAAUUACCUCCAGGAGGUGAAGAAGUUCCUGUGCGGGAACAAUGGAGAAGGUAGCCUGAUAGGGUGAGGAGUCCAGAUAAGGCCACACUGAAGGCCGAUGUAGAAGCCUCAGGUCUCAGGCCUGGCAGCGGGAAUGGG